Molecule: messenger RNA, 2352 nt
Organism: Trichomycterus rosablanca
Lineage: Eukaryota; Metazoa; Chordata; Actinopteri; Siluriformes; Trichomycteridae
Gene: ndnf
Product: neuron-derived neurotrophic factor
Exons: 3
Coding region: 1-1725 (574 amino acids)
Biological process (GO): extracellular matrix organization
Molecular function (GO): heparin binding; protein binding
Source: RefSeq, a predicted model, not a curated record
AUGAGGCUGGUGUUUGGCUGCUCUGCUUUGCUGCUGUUGGUACUGAGCGCAUUAGGGCAGAAGCUACCUACGCGUGAUGAAGGCCUGUUCCAGAUGCAGAUCCGGGAUAAGUCGCUGUUUCACGACUCCUCUGUAAUUCCCGAUGGAGCCGAGAUUAGUGGAUACCUGUUCAGAGACACUCCCAAAAGGUACUACUUUGUGGUGGAGGAGGACAACACUCCACUGUCAGUAACUGUGACACCAUGUGAUGCUCCUCUCGAGUGGAGGCUGACGCUGCAGGAGCUGCCCGAGGAGGCCAGUGGAGAGGAAUCAGGUGAGCCAGAGCCUCUGGAGCAGCAGAAGCAGCAGGUGACAGUCAGCGAAGGCACCGAGCUCUUCUCCUACAAGGGCAACGACGUGGAGUCUUUCAUCUCCAGCAGCUCCUCUUCAGGUCUCUACCAGCUAGAAAUCCUCUCCACAGAGAAAGACAGCAGCUUAAAGAUCUACGCCACCACCACACCAGAGUCGGAUCAGCCUUACCCUGAGCUGCCCUAUGACCCCAGGGUGGAUGUGACCAGCCUUGGCCGUACUACAGUUACUCUGGCCUGGAAGCCCACGCCCACGGGCUCACGAAUGGGCCAGCCUGUGCAGUACUGUGUAGUUCUCAACAAAGAGCACAACUUUAAAAGCCUUUGUGCAGCCGAGGCCAAGAUGGGCGUCGAUGAUGAUUUUAUGGUUGCACCCAAGCCAGGUCGCGACUUCAGCCCUUUUGACUUUGCCCGCUUUGGGUUUGCGCCACCUGAGAAUGACAUUUCUAAGAACCGUCAUCGCUCUCUGACUGGCAACCGGAUGCCUGCUACCAAGAUGUGGCGCAACAUGCCCAAACAAUCCCAAGACAUCCGCAAGAUCUGCAUCGGCAACAAGAACAUCUUCACAGUUUCUGGACUAAGGCCGGCCACACAGUACUACUUUGACGUGUUUGCUGUUAAUACCGCCACCAAUGCCAGUACAGCCUACGUGGGCACCUUUGCGCGCACAAAGGACGAGGCUGAGCCCAAGACCAUGGAACUGAAAGAUGGAAAGAUGGCUGACGUCUUUGUGGAAAGGAAAGGCAUCAAGCUUCUGCGUUUUGCUCCCGUGUCCUCCCACCGUCGUGUCUCUCUGAGCAUCCACUCCUGUCUGGACGCUGUGCACGUCCAAGUACGCCGGGAUGGCAAACUGGUGCUCUCGCAGAAUGUGGAAGGAGUGCAUGAAUUCCAGCUCCGCGCCAAACCCAAGGCCAAGUAUCACAUCCGAGUACGUGGCUCGAGAAAGGGCGCCUCGUCUCUGAAGGUACUAGCAAGCACACGCGCAGAUACCAAGAGGCCCUUCCCUGCAUUACCAGAGGACACACGGAUCAAGGCCUUCGACAGACUGCGCACAUGCGACUCGGUUACUGUAGCCUGGCUGGGCACGCAGGAGCGCAACAAGUACUGCAUUUACCGCCGCGAGGUGCCUGAAGGAUACGGCGAGGAGCAGCGCCGCCGCCAGCGCAACCAGUGCUCCGGCCCAGAGACGCGCCGCAAGGACGAGAAAGUGCUCUGCAAAUAUUUCCACAGUGCCAAUCCACACAAGGCCGUGACAACCGAGAUCAUCACAGGCCUGGAGCCAGGCAAGAACUACCUGCUCGACGUCUACGCCGUAGGUCACGGCGGCCACUCGGUCAAGUACCAGAGCAAACUAGUGAAAACGAGGAAGUACUGCUAAAACUGAAUCAAUAAUUAAACAAUGCAAACAAUUCCCACGAAAUAAACUCUGCACAGAAGUAAAUAUAUUAUAUAUAAUAAGACAAAAUUUUAUUUAACUGGAAGUGAUAUUCUACUAAGUUGUUUUUUUGCUGACUGACUACUUGGUGGACACCAUAGCAGAAACUGAACUGCUUCUAGAGAGAGAAAUAUAUUCCUGUAUAUUCUUCAUGUAUUAAGUUAACAAGUUCAAUUAAUGACAGAAGUACCAGGACGUGUCACCUGUUUCAUUCAUCGUCAUUACCCAGGAUUUUUUUCUUCUGUUUUUGGUCGUGUUGUGAGAACUAUGUUACACGUUGUGUUCGAUCUCGCCGACCUUUUAUGUGUCUACCGCCUCUCCCAUCCGCUCUCUCUAUAACAUGAAUUCUUAAAUUAUUUUAUACCUCUUUGUUUUGAUUUGUUCUAUGAAGUGUUAUUUUGCUUGUUAUUGACUGUAAUACUUUCUGAUAUGAAAAACACUAUGUCGUAAAAUGUCCUGACAAAGUCGGGAGGUCGCAGAGGCGCCGUCUGGUGCACGUCCUGAUCUUGCUGAGCCGCCGCCAUCGCUGGGUCGACAUGGAUGAAGCUUAAAUAAAAUUUAAUCAUUCGA